Pseudopodoces humilis (Tibetan ground-tit) is the source of this 3169-nucleotide messenger RNA. Lineage: Eukaryota; Metazoa; Chordata; Aves; Passeriformes; Paridae. The record is from RefSeq and is a predicted model, not a curated record.
CCCCGCGCUUCCGCCCCGCCGCCCUCGGGCCCGACAGGCCCCUGGGACGGGACAGAGCCCCUGGGACGGGACAGAGCCCUCGGGCCGGGACUUUGGUGGCCAGGACAGCGCAGGCAGCGGAGCCAUGAGCCCGACAGAAAAUACAAAGGAUAUCCUUGUGAUAUAUGAACAAGAAGCAGAAGAGUGGGCUCUGUAUUUAAAAUCUCUUUUUGGACUCAUAGUGAACAAAGAAGGAAUCUUACUCUGCGAUCUAGAGAAUUCAUCUUUCAAGCACCAGGAGCUACUCUGUUUACCCUCUUAUAAGUGUAAACUCCUGAUACUCUCAUGUGGACUUCUUAACUGCCUGAAUCAAAAGAGAAGUUAUUUUCUGGAACAAGUUCUAAAACCUCCGGAUAAUGUGGUAAUUCUGCUUUGUGGAGUGGAGAAUUCAGAGAUUCUUUAUGAGAUACUGACCUUAGCUGGUGGCAGCAAAGAGAUUUCUACUGAUCAGAAACCUGAGGAAUAUAUUUCUGUUGUUAAAGAAAUUAUUCAACCAGAUAAACCAUGGGAUGAAAAUCCUGGAGACCCUGUGUCUUACAUCUAUGAACCAGUUCUUGUAGAUGAUCACCAGACUAUCUCUGAUAUUAACUUGUCAGGUAUCACAGGAGCAUCAGAAGAAACAAACUUCACUUUUAAAACAGAGGCACUUUCUGAAAGAUUAGAAAGUAACAAGCAGUCAAUAUUGGUGCUUCCGAGAAGAGUAUCAUGUGAGAACCCUGGUGAAAUAUUCAUUCUCUUGAAAGAGGAAAUAGAUGAAGAAACUCUAGAAAUUGAAUUCAUAACAGAUAAUCAACGAAUUAGAACACAGACAGCCUCUUGGAACCAGAAUGUCAAAUAUGUGAAAGCCCUAAAUUUUCCUGCUGGCCCUGUAUAUGUAAAUGUCUACUCUGGGGGAGUCAUUAAGACGACAGCACAGAUUGAAUACUAUACUGCACUAGAGGAAAUUGAACCCAUUUUAAAGAAAGUGGCCGACCCAAUAGCUUUCACUUGUCAGGCAUUGAAAUUUUCUUCUGUAGAGAAGGUAGACGAUGUUCUGACUUCAUUACUGAAAAGCAAAAUAUCUGCUUAUGAAUUCAGCCCAUUCCAAAGUGAAGAAGAGCACCAUCACCAAGCUAAUAGCCAUUUGGAAGAAUUUCCUACCCUGCUUCACUGUGCAGCCAGAUUUGGUUUGAAGAAGCUUGCAACAUGUCUACUCUGCUGCCCUGAGGCCACACAGGCUUGCAAAAUAACCAAUAAAUAUGGAGAUGAUCCAGAAAGUAUUGCGAAGAAGCAUGGGCACAAGGAAUUAAGAAAAUUAAUCAAAGAAUUGUCAAAUUGUGCAGCAAGUGAUUUCACUAAUUGCAAGGAGGAAGUGGAACACAGCAACACUUUUGAUCUUAUGUUAGGCUCAGAAACUCCACCAGCCGUGGCCAAGCAGAACUCAAGAGAUCAAUAUGCAGUUGGAUCGAAACGCCAACAAGAAGUCAAGGUGGAUGAGGAAAAGAAGAAUGACCUAAAAGACAGCAGAGAGGAGACAGAAUAUGAAAAUGAAGAGGAGGAGGAUUCAUACAGCAUUCACAACAGUCCUGGCAGUUUGUAUGCCAAUGUAGGGGAUGAGCUCAAAGAGAGCAGGAGAGAUUGCUUUUUCUGCAAGAGGCCACCCCCUCCUCCCCCUCGAAAUCUGCCUGGCAUCCAAAGACGGGACAAUCUGCAUAAUUCGUUACAAGCACAAUUCCUUCCUUUUUCAGAGAGGAAUUUUGUGAUGGACAGGAGUAAAAGAGAACAGGGUGAUGGACUCAUAACUGCAUGCUGCAGAGAAGACCAAGGUACCUGCGAGGAGGACAGCGAGGAGGAGCACCCCUACACUUGUGUGGCACUGGAUGAAUGUGUGUACGACCUCAUCCUGGGGCAGGAGGAGCAGCAGGAGGAGAAAAGGAAGCACUGCAGGUCCUUUAUCAUGAACAGGCCUCCAGCCCCUGCACCUCGGCCCGUGUGUUCACUGCUCAGAGAGGACAACACUCCCUACAUAGUUCAAGUGUUUCAGCAAAAGGCCUGUCGAGCGACCAGUGACACCAGCAGAACAUACUGCGAGGCCAAGAAUCCUGAAGCGCACAGAAGCCACACUGAGACAGUAACUUACAGCACUGUUGUACACAAGAUCCCUCCUGAACAGGAAGAACUCAUCCACUUGCAGGAACAGGUGAAAAAAGGGGCAAUUUCUGUGGAUGAAGCCCUUGACAGAUUUAAAGAGUGGCAGAACAAAAAGCAGAGACUGCCAUCCACUCAACAGGAAAAAGUACAUCACCUUAGAGACACCACUGUCAGAAACAGACAAGAAAAUGAAAACCUGAAUGUCUACACCUAGGAGCCCAAGAGACAAGGAACAGAUGCCUAAUUACCCAAGGUAGCAUUUCUCAGCAUUACCUGCAGGGUGGCUCUCCAGCCAGCUGCACAUCAGUUUCCUCUGCUUGGCAUCCCACACAUGUUCCAGCUGUGCCUUGGCAGCCUCAGGCUCCAGCCCAUCCUGCUGUGACACUGCCACGGGAUUAUUGCUGCACUUCCAGUGCCUUGGAUUCUGUCACCAGGACCAGCUCUGGAAGAAGACCAGUAUCACUAAAGCAAAUUAAUAAUGUUUCCUGUAAAGUCAUUACCGAGUUUUACACUCUUUCUUUACUUUUUCCAAGAUGACAGCUGACAAUUUAUAUGAAGAUGUAUUGCCUGCUUUGGUUAAUAAUUUUUCAAGUCAUUUCAGUUUUUCCAUUGUGCUUGAUAAGUUGUUUAAAAGUAGAUUUUAUGCACAAAAGAAGAUUAUGAAGUGAAAAGUUCAUAGUAAAAGGUUAUGAAGAUUAUUAAGUGAAAGUAAAUAAAAUUUAGCCUUUACUUUUUGUUGAAACAUUUUUAUAUUCACUCUGUAUAAAAAAUCAUCUGUAUAAAAAUGGUCCGAGGAAUAAUUGUAUUUCAUCACCAGUUUAAGUAAUUGCAGUCACAUUAAAGCUGAUUUUUUAAGCCAAACUGUGUAAACAAGUACUAAUUAUCUACUAAUGCAUUAAAGUGAUUCUGAGAAUUUGGUUUACAAGGAAAUUGUGUUUUGUUUAGUAAGUUGACUAAGGUAAAUUAUAACCAGAACUAAACCAAAUUACUUUCUACUGUA